AUGGUGGAGAUGAAAAUGGACCUGCCACCGAAUGUCUCGCAAGCUCUGCGUCAAGAUAAAGGGCCAAAUCACAUGGAUAAUUGGAACGAAACCAGACUUGAAUGUGGAUAUUGCUGUGGAGAUGCCGAAGUGGGUACAUGUACAUUCAAACCUCAGAGGUUUUCUCCAAAAAAGAAUAAUGUCAGACAGAACUGGUUCAAUGGCAAGGAGGGCGUGGCAGAAGAUGGGGCUGACACAGGAAUAUUAACACCUCAUUACAAUGCCUUGGUGUUGUUGGACAUGUUCCUGGAGCAGCACUUUCACCAUUUGUAUAAGUGCAUCACUGAUUUCCCAGGAAUGAAAGACGCGGUGGCUCUAAUAAAAGUUUCAUAUCAGCGCAAACUUGAUCAGGGACAAGGCCAUUGUGGGGGAUUUUUAGUGUCUAUGUUCAUCUCUCAUUUACUGUCAGUUAAAAAGAUCAACAAGCACGUGAGCUCAUACCAGAUUCUGAGAGUUUUUCUACAGUUCCUUGGAUCCACUGACUGGACUAAAGAAGGAAUAAUGAUGACCAGAGAAGACAUUGAAGAAGGGAAUGUGCCUUCCAAGGCAGAUUUUCAUUCAGGGUUUGAUGUCGUGUUUGUUGAUCCAUCUGGCUACCUUAACUUGUGUGCUGGAAUGAGGGUGGCUCAAUACAGGAAACUGCAGCAUGAGGUCAGGUUGUCGCUGGAAUUUUUGGACAGUAGUUUUAUGGACAGCUUUGAAGUGCUCUUCAUGAAGCCAGUGCCAUUUAUACAAACAUUUGAUCAAUUUUUACAGAGAAAUGAUCUUCUCCGUCACCUUAUUGAUCAUCCAGGAGACUGGACCCCAGUUGUCACUGAUUGGCUGCUUCAUCUUGUCACUAGAGGCCUGGGAAAGAGAGUAGAGAUGCUUUACUUCAAACCACAAACUCUACUUCAGGUGAAUUAAAUUUAGGAGAUCAUCAGGGGAACUGCAUUUGUCUUGAUAUUUUAGCCACUUCUUCCAACUAGUACUAUAAGAAAUGUCUGUGGCUGAGUAGAGAGAAGUUGUUGUUCACGAUGGAGUUUAACUGAGGCGGUUGUUUGCAUGCUAUUAAAUAAAGAUUCUUUAGAAGUUCAUAUGUCACAUUUUGGAAAUCGUUUGGAUGUCAUUGGUACUUUUUGAGAAGUCUUUGUGUCAACUGGGAUCUAUUCAUGCAUUAUAAUUUUCAGCAAUCUUUGCAGUAAAUUUUCCUUGCAUUCAACAAUUAGUGCUUAAAUUAUCUUGAUACAAAGCAACAUGGAAACUACAACAUACAUGUAUUUGUUUUGAAAUUUAUUCAUUCCAUCAUUCACUGUAAUCUUCAAUUGCCAGAAUUUUUAUAAUAAAUUUGCCGUAGAUUUACAACAGUUAGUGCUGAAACUCUUGAUAUUAACAACAAAAAUUAU
Messenger RNA from Orbicella faveolata, 1424 nucleotides. Its product is annotated as nucleolar protein 6-like. Lineage: Eukaryota; Metazoa; Cnidaria; Anthozoa; Scleractinia; Merulinidae. The record is from RefSeq and is a predicted model, not a curated record.